GAGAGACACAGAAAGAGAGAGAGAGAGAGAGAGAGGUUGGGUGUGGUGUGUUACUACCUAACCUCGCUGGCUUACUUCCCCAUGAAAAAUGUUCUGCAAAAAUCUAAACUCAGCAACAGCAGACACACACUCAGCAUCACUGGCACCCAGGGUGUGUGUUGUGCACAGGCAGAGAGCUCCAGUGGUUAGAGUGUGCUGAUAGCCUGUUUGAUCGCAGGAGUUCCACACUAAUUCCCGUACAGCUCGUACCAGCUCGUACCAGCUCGGUUCAACCUGUUCUCACCCACUGCCUUGAUCUUGGCCAGCUCAGUUGUCGCAAUGAGUAUCUUGUCCUCUCUUACUUCCCCCACCUCCUGCCCUCACUUGUACCAGUUACUCAGUCACCCCGGUAAUACUACCGCUGCAGCCAGUGGGAUUAGCCAUGUGAUCCUGCGGCAUUAUAACCACACCGGCCGCCUGCAGAACAGGACCAUCUCAGACAGUCAGAACCACAUCAGUACCGCCACGGCCGCUUUCCUCUUCUUCAGCAUUUUCAUCAUCCUGGAGAAUUUCCUGGUGCUGGUGGCCGUCAUAUCCCGCAUCCGCCACAGCCGGCGCUGGGUUUAUGUCUGCAUUGCCAACAUCACACUCAGUGAUCUCCUGACUGGUACUGCCUACCUUGUCAACAUCUGUAUGUCUGGCAACCAGACUUUUCGUCUCACCCCUGCUCUGUGGCUCUUCAGGGAGGGCAUGCUGUUUGUGGCCCUGGCAGCAUCUAUAUUCAGUUUGCUACUGAUUGCAGUGGAGCGUUACACCACCAUGAUGAAACCACUGCCGCAGAAGUCCACCACGAAGACCUACUAUCGGAUCUAUGGGUUGGUGGCGCUUUGCUGGGUCAUGGCGCUCGUGAUUGGCUUCCUCCCCUUGCUGGGCUGGAACUGUGUGUGCAGCCUGGAAGGAUGCUCCACCCUCCUCCCUCUCUAUUCCAAGACCUACAUCUUUUUCUCCCUCAUCAUCUUCUUCCUCAUCCUCUUGGCAAUUGGCGUGCUCUACGGUGCCAUCUACUGCCACGUGCACAAGAGCACUCAGCUGGGUCCCCAACGCAGCCGCAAGCGCUCCUUGGCUCUUCUUAAGACUGUCAUCACCAUUGUCGGGGUCUUCUUGGUCUGCUGGGGGCCACUGUUCAUGCUGUUAAUGGUGGAUUUCUUCUGUUCAUCACGUCAGUGCGCACUGCUGUACAGCGCUGACUUUUGCAUCGCCCUGGCUAUCCUUAACUCAGCUCUGAAUCCCAUCAUCUACGCCCUGGGCAGCAGCGACAUGAGGAAGGCUAUUGCUGAGCUACUGUGCUGCUGCUGCCUAAAGGUCGGCCUCUGUCACCCAGACAAAUUCACAUCCAAGGAGACCAGCAGCACCUCAGAGAGCAGGAGGGACAGUCUGAGAAACAGCUUUAACAAGGUCCGGAGUUUGAGCUUGGUCUCCCCACCGUCAACCCCAAGCAAGCCUCGCAGGGCACCCAGAAAAUCUAGGCUGAGCACCACCACCAGCUGCCUGUCGGUUUCCAGUGGUUAAACCACAAUGUGCUCCCCUCCCAAGCAAACAAGACCUGUGUGCAAUGACACACAUCUAACGGUUUCCUCUGAGUUUUGGUUUGAAUGUUCACUGUUAGACUGAAAGUGACUGCACUGACGAUUACACACACCAGAAAACCUAAUUAAAAUGUGAAUGUAUCCUUAAAAGUACAAACGUUACAAUAAUAAAAUAAUAAUCUUGUAGUAGUCAGCAAUAUCACACAAGGGCAUCUUUUUUAUCACCAACCAUUCCUGUUUUCAUACUGUUUGGCAUUUUUUGAACAUUUUACACAAUUACUGUAGAGUUUGUCUUUGAAAUGUACUUAUUUACUGAUAAGAAAUAUAUAUAUAUAUUUCAUUAUAAUUGUAUAACAAUGUGUACAUAAGUUUAUUGCACUGUAACUUGAUGUCAUUUUGUAUUAAACCCAGAGAAAAGCAUAAUUAAAGUUUAUUUUACCGUA
Mugil cephalus (flathead mullet) is the source of this 2008-nucleotide messenger RNA. It is a transcript of the gene s1pr4, whose product is annotated as sphingosine-1-phosphate receptor 4. NCBI's taxonomy places the organism in Eukaryota, Metazoa, Chordata, Actinopteri, Mugiliformes, Mugilidae. The transcript is spliced from 2 exons. Gene Ontology annotation, biological process: G protein-coupled receptor signaling pathway. Gene Ontology annotation, cellular component: membrane. The record is from RefSeq and is a predicted model, not a curated record. Gene Ontology annotation, molecular function: sphingosine-1-phosphate receptor activity. The coding region runs from base 319 to 1548 and encodes 409 amino acids.